Molecule: messenger RNA, 1987 nt
Organism: Lates calcarifer (barramundi perch)
Lineage: Eukaryota; Metazoa; Chordata; Actinopteri; Centropomidae
Gene: elovl1b
Product: ELOVL fatty acid elongase 1b
Exons: 9
Coding region: 443-1441 (332 amino acids)
Biological process (GO): very long-chain fatty acid biosynthetic process; fatty acid elongation, saturated fatty acid; fatty acid elongation, polyunsaturated fatty acid
Cellular component (GO): endoplasmic reticulum membrane; endoplasmic reticulum
Molecular function (GO): fatty acid elongase activity
Source: RefSeq, a predicted model, not a curated record
AGGGUUGGCUCAGGAGGAAGAUUUAAACGGAGAGGAAGAGGAAGCAGAGCUAACUUCUAUAGACACGCGUUUGUUGGGCCAUAUUAUCAGCCUGCUUUCGACAGUCUCCGCGGGUCCAAGACAUCACAAGCCCCUAUUUUACCUAAGUUUGUGGAAACAGACUGAAGAUUGCCACCAUGCAAAUUCCCUUUCCCUAAUGCUUCCUGUCCCUGCUGAGGUGCAGUCAUUUCUGCAUGAUCUGCAUUGGAGCAUUGAGCUCCUUCAUAAGGACGAGGCGCUCUAUUGUGUGUGUAAAGUUCAGGAAAUCUGAGUCGCUGGUGGGUGAGACCUGCAGAGGGGACAGAAAGGGAGGGAGGAGCGUGAAGAGAAUGGAACCAGUGUUGAAUGGUCGUUCUUGUCUGAAUACUUGCAGGUAAUUGGGUCAUAAUAUAAGACGGUAAACAUGCUUCAAGAGAUUCAGGAGUUUGGCUCACACGCCAUGGAUAUCUAUGACUACCUCUUGGCAGGAGUUGAUCCGCGGCUGAAGGACUACCCAUUGAUGCAGAGUCCUGUUCCCAUGACCGCGAUAUUGCUGUGCUACCUGUUCUUUGUACUGUACCUAGGACCUCGCAUAAUGGCCAAUCGCAAGCCCUUCCAGCUAAAGGAAGCCAUGAUAGUCUACAACUUCCUGCUAGUGGCGCUGUCGAUAUUCAUUGUCUAUGAAUUCUUGAUGUCUGGUUGGGCCACAACAUAUACCUGGCGAUGCGAUGCAAUUGAUACCUCUGACAGUCCUCAAGCACUACGAAUGGUUCGGGUGGCCUGGUUGUUCUGGUUCUCCAAGAUUAUUGAGCUCAUCGACACUAUCUUCUUUGUGUUGAGGAAAAAGCACAGCCAGAUCACCUUCCUACACAUCUUUCACCACUCCUUCAUGCCCUGGACCUGGUGGUGGGGAGUCGGCUAUGCCCCUGGUGGAAUGGGAUCUUUCCAUGCCAUGGUGAAUUCAUCUGUCCACGUUGUCAUGUAUUUCUACUAUGGCCUUGCUGCUGCUGGACCAAGCUUCCAGAAGUUUUUGUGGUGGAAGAAAUACAUGACUGCCAUUCAGCUCAUCCAGUUUGUCCUGGUUUCUCUCCACGCUACCCAGUAUUACUUCAUGGACAGCUGCGACUACCAGUUCCCCAUGAUCAUCCACCUCAUCUGGAUGUACGGAACCUUCUUCUUCGUCCUUUUCUCCAAUUUCUGGAUCCAGGCUUACGUGAAGGGUAAGAGGUUGCCCAAACAGGACAUUAAGCAGUGUCAGAACGGCACAGCUGUGUACACCAACGGCAAAUACCACGAGAACGGCAAACACCACGAGAACGGCACCAGCAACGGCAUCACCCAUGGAGUCACCAACGGCACCAGCAACGGCUCUGCUCACCACGAGAAUGGCAGCGCUCACAUGGGCAAGAUGAAGAAGGCCUAGGAUCUCUGGAAGGAAACACCCAAGAAGUAUGACCCCGCGAACCUGUUAAAACUACUACAGAUUCCAAAGAUAAUUUUGGCUGUGUUUCUUUUCCUGUUUUUAGUUUUAUAUGCAAAACAUGGGGAAAUGACGUGGUCAAUGAUUUCCACAGUUGGGGUCCUACAUUUGGUUGGUUGGUUGGCUUGUUUCUUUGAAUUGGGGAUCCAUCUAUGGAACACAAUGUAUGAGGAGAAGAUGUUUUUACCUAAAUGUUAUCUUCACUGAUGUUGCAAACAACCUCUUAGUUCAGUGUCACACUGGUGGCCUUUCACUCCACUUUCCCUCACUACUUAUCUGACACCCUGUGUCAUCUUGACCCCCCCACACCCCCUGUGGACAGAUGACUGUACAGUUUCUAUCAAACUUGAAAAUACUUUUUGUAAAUAGUUUUACAAUAAACAAACAAAAAAUAACUAAUUGUAUUGGUAUGCUUUAGACUUUCUAAAUUUUGUUACAUUGUGUAUUUAAAAUUAAAAUGCCAAUAAAUUCCAUUUUAAAUUGUCUUUA